Messenger RNA from Cheilinus undulatus (humphead wrasse), 3940 nucleotides. Its product is annotated as NLR family CARD domain-containing protein 3-like. Lineage: Eukaryota; Metazoa; Chordata; Actinopteri; Labriformes; Labridae. Gene Ontology annotation, molecular function: protein binding. The record is from RefSeq and is a predicted model, not a curated record. Bases 209 to 3622 code for a protein of 1137 amino acids. The transcript is spliced from 13 exons.
GCUGAGAGGAUCUCUGUCCAAGCAGACGCCACGAAGACAUCCGUGAGCUGGAACGAGGAGUUUUCAUGGGAAUAGACGAACUUCCUUUAUCUGCAGCAUCAACUAUUCAUGAUCCAUGACCAGAACAGGAUCAGUCACCAACACGGAUCAGAGGAGAGUCCAGCUGCAGGCUGAAGCAGUCUAACAGGCCCAGGUUCUGGACUGUUCCAUGGAUCCACAUGGGAGGACCAAGGCGGGGGUCCAUCCCUCUGAACCCAGUCCUCAUCAGAAACAUGAAGCUCAGAGCCCAGAGCAGCAGAAACCGGACUCUCCUGGUCCUGGUCCAAGCUGCAUCUACAUGAAGAGUGACCGAUCCAUGAUUGAACCUUUAUCCUUCAAGGAAAAACAUUCCCCUGAACAAAGUGUUCCUCAGAGACCAGACUCUCCUGGACCCAGCGGCGUCUCCAUGAGGAGUGAUCGCUCCAUUGAACCUUUGUCCUUUAAGGAUGGACACCAUUCUACCGAGGAAAGCAUUCACCAGCAGAAACCAGACUCUGCUGAACCCAGCAGUGUCUCCAUGAAGAGUGAUCGCUCUAUGAUUGAACCUUUGUCCUUUAAGGAUGGACGCCAUUCUACUGAGGAAAGAGUUCCAGAUGAACGGUCCGAGGUUCCUGGUGGUCAGCAUAUCCAGCCAAAUCAAACAGACCUGGAUUCCAUAUUCAUGCUUCUUGAAGAGAACAUCAACACUUUUGUCUCAAAAGAGCUGAAAAGGUUUCAGAAGGUCCUGAGUCCAGAUAACUCAGAAUACUUGGAUUGGCACGGUGACAAUGAGGAGCAGAGGAGCAGCAGAGAGGCAUUUCUGAGGAUCACAUUAAUCUUCCUGAAGAAAAUGAAACAGGAAAAACUGGCUGAACGUCUGCAGAGAGGAACUUUUGCUUCAAAGAAUAAAUGCAAACUAAAAUCCAACCUAAAGAAGAAGUUCCAGUAUGUGUUUGAGGGGAUCGCCAGGCCAGGAAACCCAACCCUUCUGAACCAGAUCUACACAGAGCUCUACAUCACUGAAGGAGGGACUGGAGAGGUCAACGAUGAACAUGAGGUCAGACAGAUAGAAACAAUGUCUAGAAAACUGGAUAGAGAAGAAAAACAAAUCAGACAUGAAGACAUCUUUAAAGCCUCACCUGAUAGAGAUGAACCAAUCAGAACAGUGAUGACGAAGGGCGUGGCCGGCAUCGGGAAAACAGUCUUAACCCAGAAGUUCACUCUGGACUGGGCUGAAGGCAAAGCCAACCAGGACAUCCAGUUCACAUUUCCAUUCACUUUCAGAGAGCUGAAUGUGCUGAAAGAGAAAAAGUUCAGCUUGGUGGAGCUCGUUCAUCACUUCUUUCCUGAAACCAAAGAAGCAGGACUCUGCAGGUUUGAAGAGUUCCAGCUGGUCUUCAUCUUUGAUGGUCUGGACGAGUGUCGACUUCCUCUGGACUUCCACAAAAAUGAGAUCCUGACAGAUGUUACCAAGUCUGCCUCCUUGGAUGUGCUGCUGACAAACCUCAUCAGAAGGAACCUGCUUCCCUCUGCUCGCCUCUGGAUAACCACGCGACCUGCAGCAGCCAAUCAGAUCCCUCCUGAGUGUGUGGACAUGGUGACAGAGGUCAAAGGGUUCACUGACCCUCAGAAGGAGGAUUACUUCAAGAAGAGUUUCAGAAAAAAUGAGCAGGCCAGCAGCAUGAUCUCCCACAUCAAGACAACCAGAAGCCUCCACAUCAUGUGCCACAUCCCGGUCUUCUGCUGGAUCACUGCUACAGUCCUGGAGGAUCUGCUGAAGACCAGUGAAGGAGGAGAGCUGCCCAAGACCCUGACUGAGAUGUACAUCCACUUCCUGGUGGUUCAGACCAAACUGAAGAACAUGAAGUAUGACGGAGGAGCUGGGAAAGAUUUUCAGUGGAACAAAAAGAACAGGAAGAUGAUCGAGUCUCUGGGGAAACUGGCUUUUGAGCAACUGCAGAAAGGCAACCUGAUCUUCUAUGAAGUAGACCUCAAAGAGUGUGGCAUCGAUAUCAAAGCGGCCUCAGUGUACUCAGGAGUGUUCACACAGGUCUUCAGAGAGGAGAGAGGACUGUACCAGGACAAGGUGUUUUCCUUCAUCCAUCUGAGUGUUCAGGAGUUUCUGGCUGCUCUUCAUGUCCAUCAGACCUUCAUCAACUCUGGAGUCAAUCUGAUGGAAGAAACAUCAGCCUCCACCAAACUUUUUAGAAACAGACAAUUCCACAAUAUCGCUGUGAACAAGGCCUUGCAGAGUCCAAAUGGACACCUGGACCUGUUCCUUCGAUUCCUCCUGGGUCUGUCACUGCAGAAAAAUCAAACUCUAUUACAAGGUUUGGUGACAAAUCCAGGAAGUAUGUUCCAGAACAAUCAGAAAACCAUCAAGUUUAUCAAGAAGAAAAUCAAUGAGAACCUGGCUCCACAAAGAAUCAUCAAUCUGUUCCACUGUCUGAAUGAACUGAAUGAUCACUCUCUGGUGGAAGAAAUCCGAAAAUACCUAAGAGCAGGACGUCUCUCCACAGGUAUACUGUCACCUGCUCAGUGGUCUGCUCUGGCCUUCAUCCUGCUGUCAUCAGAAAAUGAGCUGGAUGUGUUUGAUCUGAAGAAAUACUCCGCCUCACAGGAGGUUCUUCUGAGGCUGCUGCCAGUGGUCAAAGCUUCCAACAAAGCACUGCUAAGUGGCUGUAAUCUGUCAGAGAAAAGCUGUGAAACUCUGUCAACAGUCAUCAGCUCCCAGUCCUCCAGUCUGCAAGAGCUGGACCUGAGCAACAACGACCUCAAGGAUUCAGGAGUGAAGCUGCUUUCUGCUGGACUGGGGAGUCCAAACUGUAAACUGGAGACUCUCAGGCUGUCUGGCUGUCUGGUCACAGAGAAAGGCUGUUCUUUCCUGGCCUCAGCCUUGAACUCCAACCCCUCCUAUCUGAAAGAGCUGGACCUGCGCUACAAUCAUCUAGGAGAUUCAGGUGUGAAGCUGCUUUCUGCUGGACGGGAGGAUCCACUCUGGAAACUAAACACUCUUAGAAUGGAUCCUGAUGGAAGGCAGUGGCUGAAACCUGGUCUGAGGAAGUACGCCUGUGAGCUCACACUGGACCCAAACACAGCCAACAUCAACCUCCAACUGUCUGACGACAACAGGACGGUGACAGUAGCGGCAGACAGGCAGUCAUAUCCUGAUCAUCCAGGGAGGUUUGAGUACUGCUCUCAGGUUCUGUGUAAAGAUGGUCUGACUGGUCGCUGUUACUGGGAGGUGGAGUGGAGAAGAAGGGCCUAUAUUUCCGUGACCUACAGAGGAAUCGGACGGAAAGGAGACAGCAUCCACACCAGGUUUGGGGGGAAUGAACUGUCCUGGAGUCUGAGCUGCUCUGAUGAUGACGGUUUCUCCGUCUGGUAUAAUAACAGACAAACACGCCUCCCCUCCACGCCUUUGUGCUCUGGCUCUAACAGGGCCGCGGUGUACGUGGACCAUCCUGCCGGCACUCUGUCCUUCUACAGCGCCUCCUCUGGAGCGUUGAUCCAUCUGCACACCUUCAACACCACGUUCACUGAGCCUCUUUAUCUCGGCUUUAGGCUGUGGGAUGAUUCCUCAGUGUCUCUAUGUACAAUGUAGGAGGGAGAACGUCCUCUGAGGAAAUCCCCGACCACAAACUCUAUGACAGGGGUCAUCAAGUACAUCUGCACGAGGGCCAGAUUUAGUCUCAACAGAAACUCUGGGGGCCGGACUUUCAAAUACACAAAAAUUAAAGAAAUAUUUUGGACUAAUUGAAAUUUUAUUGUAGUAAUAUUUGUAUUUUCUUUCAAAACAUUUCAAAACAUUUUCAUCAAAAACAUUUUUAGAAUGGGCCCUCCACAGUUGUCAUUUAGUACUAGUAUUCACUCAUUUUUUACACUUUUACCCCCUUUUAGCCUAUUUGACCCAAUUUUUGAA